Molecule: messenger RNA, 831 nt
Organism: Aureobasidium subglaciale EXF-2481
Lineage: Eukaryota; Fungi; Ascomycota; Dothideomycetes; Dothideales; Saccotheciaceae
Exons: 4
Coding region: 1-831 (276 amino acids)
Biological process (GO): positive regulation of protein catabolic process
Cellular component (GO): cytoplasm; nucleus
Molecular function (GO): ornithine decarboxylase inhibitor activity
Source: RefSeq, a predicted model, not a curated record
AUGGCGAAUUAUUCCAAUCAACCCCGUAAUAGUAGUAGUAAUUACUACCAGGCGACCAAGGAAGUCGCCGCCCGUUCGAACAUCCAGGCCAGCGCCUACACCGUUGAUGCCGUCGACAUGGCCCUGAAGGGCUUCCACUACUCUACCUGCGGGGCAGGCGAACGGAGGACGGUGGCUAACGUGUGUUGGCACAACAGGAGCGGGGUGGUGGGUUUGAGGGCUUCGUCGUCGUCGCCGCAGCGUCCGGGCCUCAAGGCUCGCUCGCGCAGUGGAGGCGCCGCGUAUACCAUCACGGAAGAAUGUGAGAGACUCUUCUGCGAGACACUGGACACCGUUUUUCUUGGUGAGGGAAACACCGUCGCUCAGGACUCGCUUGUGAUGGGUGCGCGUUACAACAACAAGACAAGCAACGACAGAAGCGCCCCGCUGCCUUCUCCUUCGCCCUCGGCCGACAGCGCUAUCGACAUGGCUGUUCCAACCACUGCUGUGCGCGAGUGGGUCGAGAUCUGGGAGUAUGCUGCUGGACUGCGCUUCCGUGGCUUUGUCUCGGACAAGAAUGGGAUUAGCACCCUGUUCGUCUUUUUCGAUAAGUCGGUCAUCGGACCUGAUCUUAAGAACGGCCUCAUGUGCCUUCUCGAGCUGGCCGGUAACGACGACCUUGGUUGCUCCAACCUUGUCGUCUGCCUCGAUCGCUCUGCCGACCAAGAAGACCUCAAAGACUUGACCCGUGACCUCGGCUGGGUCGGCUUCGAGCUUACUACCCUCGACCGCUGGUCUAAGGGCGUUGCUUGCACAAGUGACAAGUGGAUCUUCCUUGACAUGGAAGUCUAA